Messenger RNA from Dentiscutata erythropus, 708 nucleotides. The record is from the annotation of a GenBank genome assembly. Lineage: Eukaryota; Fungi; Glomeromycota; Glomeromycetes; Diversisporales; Gigasporaceae.
AUGGCAACCUCUUUCGCCAAUCCUCAUUACAUUAAAAGAGAUGAUGUAACACCGCAAACAUGCCCGGCUGCUAUGCUAUCAGCAACUUCUGAAUGCGAUAUAAAAGGACAGAUGGCAUUUUACCAAGAUAAUGGUGGAAGUAUCUGGUUAACUGGUACUUACCAAUAUGGAUUUCAAAAUCCGAAAGAAUGGGAUUAUUGCUAUACAAUUCAAAAUAAAUGCGGAAAGGUUCUUUUCAAUCUUACUGAUUGGUUAGGUAUGGAGUAUGCUAAAGAAAGUGGUUGUAAUGGUUAUGAUGAUGAUAUGUCAAAAAGGUUUACCAGGAGGAGAAACAUUCUUGAUAAAAGAAAUGAUGAUAAGUGUGAAAUAGGUCAUUGGGGCAGUAAACCUUGGGUAAUUAAAGUGGAUGAUUUAACAUGGGAUUGUGGUAAAAAAGGUUUCAAAUAUGAAAAUUGUGAUGGUAAGGAUAUUUAUGCGGAUAUGGUGGUGGAUUAUGAUAAAGUAAAACUUCCAAAACGGCUUAGCGAUCAAGGACCUGCCUCGGGAUUCUAUUUAGUUAUUGAGGGCUCAAGUAAAUGGGGUAAACGUACGACUAGUUUAUCACCUGCUGCGAUUAAUGUUAAUAAUCAAGCAACACCGGCUGCAGCAGCCGCAGCAACUCCAGCUGCACCGGCUGCACCAGCUGCACCACCAGCUGUUAAAGGAUAA